AUGAACGUUACCUGUGACACAGAUAAUGGAAUGCGUCAGAGCCAGCGCCAGCACCCUGAUUUCGGUGACCAAACCACUGAGAUACUAAGUGUUUUCUUGAAUGAUCAGUUUAAGAGAGAUUCAAUCCGGGGUGCUCCUAAACUGGAUGGGCAUGUAGGCUCUCUCUCACCUGAACAGAUAGAGCAGUGCAGGGAAGUGGCAUCCUACCUGAGAAAAAUUUGGGACACCGUGAAUCAGGACCUGGACGUGAGGUUUAAGAGGUUUAUAGAUUCAGUAACCCCAGAUGAACCCAUGAAGGCUAUCAUUGCUGUAGCUAAAGAGGCAUUCGAUGAAAGUGGGAUAAACUGGGGACGGAUUAUCACCCUGUUCUACUUUGCCUACAAGAUAUGUGUCAAGGUCUUGAAGUAUCUGCCGGAUGUUCCCAGCUGGGUCAAUCAGCUCAUCAAAGAAAUAGUCACGUUACUGGUCACCAAGGCUGCUGACUGGAUUAUCAACCAGGGAGGCUGGGCCAUUCCUUCGGUGUCCACGGUGGAUGUGUUCAACAUCUCGUAUGGAGAUCAUAUACAAGUGGUUCUCUUGCACUUGAUCGUUGCCAACUGUUGCGGUGCUUAA
Molecule: messenger RNA, 612 nt
Organism: Patiria miniata (bat star)
Lineage: Eukaryota; Metazoa; Echinodermata; Asteroidea; Valvatida; Asterinidae
Product: apoptosis regulator BAX-like
Exons: 5
Coding region: 1-612 (203 amino acids)
Biological process (GO): extrinsic apoptotic signaling pathway in absence of ligand; intrinsic apoptotic signaling pathway in response to DNA damage; release of cytochrome c from mitochondria
Cellular component (GO): mitochondrial outer membrane
Molecular function (GO): protein homodimerization activity; protein heterodimerization activity; channel activity
Source: RefSeq, a predicted model, not a curated record